Triticum dicoccoides is the source of this 631-nucleotide messenger RNA. RefSeq names its product protein FAR-RED IMPAIRED RESPONSE 1-like. Lineage: Eukaryota; Viridiplantae; Streptophyta; Magnoliopsida; Poales; Poaceae. Gene Ontology annotation, biological process: regulation of DNA-templated transcription. The record is from RefSeq and is a predicted model, not a curated record. Bases 44 to 631 code for a protein of 195 amino acids. The transcript is spliced from 3 exons.
UGUUGUGACUUUUGAUACAACAUAUAAGAGCAACCUAUACGAGAUGCCUGUAGGCAUGUUCAUCGGCGUAAACAAUCAUUAUCAAUGUUGUGUUUUUGGCUGUGUUGUGCUUCGUGAAGAAACUGUAGAAUCUUUCGAGUGGGCAUACGAAACUUUCUUAUCUUCAGUGGACAACAAAGUACCCAAGACGUUCUUGACAGACCAAAGCAGGCAGAUGGAGCUUGCAAUUGCUUCAGUCAUGCCAACCACUAUCCACAGAUGGUGCAAAUGGCACGUUUUCAAAAAGAUGAAGGAAAAAGUGGGCAACGUAUACAGAAAGGGUUCUGCAUUCCGCAUAGAGUUUGACAUGCUCAUCAAUGAGAUGAUGACCGUGGAUGAGUUUGAAAAAGAGUGGGAUGUAUUAAUGUAUACAUAUGGUCUCGACAGAAACUCAUUCAUGAAGCAAGUUUAUGAGGUUAGGGUAAAGUGGGCGAAACCAUACCUGAAGGACAACUUCUGCGCAAAGAUGUGCAGCACUCAAAGAAGCGAGUGCAUGAACAAUGUUUUAAAAAGCUAUGUCGCAAGAUCAGCACCUCUCAACAGUUUCGUCAUCCAAUUCAAUAAAAUACAAGGCUAUCUUUAUUUGUUUUAG